Ruditapes philippinarum (Manila clam) is the source of this 2438-nucleotide messenger RNA. RefSeq names its product mitochondrial substrate carrier family protein ucpB-like. NCBI's taxonomy places the organism in Eukaryota, Metazoa, Mollusca, Bivalvia, Venerida, Veneridae. The transcript has 6 exons. The coding region runs from base 102 to 1019 and encodes 305 amino acids. Gene Ontology annotation, cellular component: mitochondrial membrane. The record is from RefSeq and is a predicted model, not a curated record. Gene Ontology annotation, biological process: mitochondrial transport.
ACCAUCCGUGUAUACUGUGUAUGUUUAGGUUAUUUAAUACGUGUAUAUUUCUGUAUGUUGCCCAAUUUAAAAUCUAAUUUAGUGAAUUGACAAUUAACAGGAUGUCUCAUAUUAAGAAUGAGGAGGUGUGGAGAUUUGUAUUAGCUGGUACUUCGUGCAUGUUAGCAGCCUCAGUAACAAAUCCUAUAGAUGUUAUUAAAAUCCGUAUGCAACUAGAGAAUGAAAUGGCAGAACAAAAAGGUCUGAGCCACCUAAAAGGACGUUACUACAAUGGCUGGGUGAAAGGAUGUGCAACCAUUGUAAAAGAUGAGGGAAUAGCUGGUCUUUACAAGGGGGUAGUACCAUCUCUGAUGAGGGAAGGUUCAUACAGUACAAUUAGACUGGGUGCCUAUGAACCAUUGAAGAAAAUGUUUGGAGCAACAGACCCCGCCCAUACCCCACUCUGGAAAAAGAUAUGUUCUGGUGCUAUUUCAGGUGCUAUUGGUAGCUCUAUAGCGACACCCACAGACCUUGUUAAAGUAAGAAUGCAGGCUGAAGGCAAGCUUGCUGAAGGAGAAAAGAAACGAUAUGCAACAACUUUCAGUGCCUUCAGGGAAAUAUUUCGCGAGGGUGGAGUCCAUGCUAUGUAUGUAGGAGUAGGUCCCACAGUCAAAAGGGCUGCUAUUCUUACUGCAACACAAAUUCCAGCAUAUGAUCACUCGAAACAUGUGAUACUAAAUGCAGGACUAAUGAGUGAGGGAAUUCCCCUGCAUGUGACAGCCUCUAUGAUAGCAGGUUUCUGUACAGCCUGCACCACCUCACCUGUAGAUGUAGUCAAAACAAGAGUCAUGAACCAGUGCCAAAUAACGAAACCAUAUAAGUCCGCUUUUGAUUGUUUUAGCAAAACAAUUCGUGCCGAGGGUCCACUAGGGCUGUACAAGGGAUUUAUACCAAAUUGGAUGAGGAUAGGGCCUCACACUAUAGUGACUUUCUUUGUAUUUGAACAACUUCGGAAACUUAUAGGAAUGGUCCCAGUGUAGCUUGUAUAUUCUUGUGACAACAACCUGCCGGUUACUAUGGCAACAUUUCAGUGUCAAUAACAAACCAGUUGGUACACCAUACAAUCUGACCGGACAAUAUAACAUUGGCUGCUCAACUCAAGUUAUUUUAUCAUUUUGGUUUUAAUUUUCCCUCGAAGUAACAGUGGACUGAUCCAGAUUCAAAAGUGGAUGAGUUCAUUGUAUAUUUUGAAGGGACAGUAGUAUAAUGAAUGAAAUAGGAGAGGAUAAUCUUAAAUGUUAUACAAUGUUGUUGUUGUUUUUUUAUAUCAGUUUAUGUCAUACAUGUAUAUACACAUAUCUGUGAAUAUUGUUGUAUUAUUCGAAUUUUUAUACUUAUAGUUGCUGUUUACUUCUUUACAAGCUCAAAUUAUAUAUACAUGAAAUCUGUGCAUUAAUUUCAAACAAAAUAUAUUUUGUAAACAAAACAAUACUCAUCUUUAUUGUCUAAUUUUGAUAUCAGAUGUUGGAGACAAAAUACUACAGUCUUGCCAAUGCAACUUGAAUUUGUUUAGACAUGAAUGAGCUAUAGGUUUAUGUUUUACAGCUACAUUUAAAACAAAUUGGGUAUAUUCUAUUUAACAUGAUAAUUUCUAAUGUUCAAAUGUUUUUAUUUAGCUUAUUUUUCUCAUUAAACAUUUAAGAUAUUCUCUUGAAACUUAAUGAUUUUAUUUGUCUGUGAUCAUAAUUGUAAAUCACAUUCAAAGACCCAUAACCUCAGCAUGGUAUCGACUGAAUUAUGACUCUUUAUAAACUUGAAAGAUUCAAGGUGAAGUUUUUUUGCGUGCAAGUACAUGUAAUUAUCUUUUCAUUUACUAAUGUUUUAUAUCAUUUUUAACCUCACACAUUUAUAUUUGAAUCUUAAGACAUUUAAAUUCUUAUUUUUAUAAUUGUGGUUUUGAUUUUAUACUUUUACAAUAUUUCAAGUUGUUUAUCUAAUUUUUUGUGUGUUAAUUUUAUUGAUGUUAAUUUUAUACACUAACGGGGCAAUGUGAACUUUACUUUAUUAUAUAUGUUUUCAAUUUCAUCUCAUGCAGUGAUAUUGUUUUCAUGCUCGUUUAUUUACAUACUAAUAUUGCAUUGUACUUUUGAAAUCUUGCUUAGCACUUACACAUACUUUAAUGAGUUUGAGUUCGAAUCUUGUUUUUUUGAUACAGUGUUACUUCUGAAUUCCGGAAAUUCUAAAAUUAUGGAAGCUUCUGAAAUCCAAACAAUUUUCAGGGUCCAAAUAACUUCCAAAUUCUUUUUGGCUAGUCCCACAGGUGCUCAGUUUUCAAAAGUUACACUGUACUUUAUUUCUAUAUAAUAUGAUAAUUUUACUAGGCAUUUAAUCAAUAUUUGGUAACAAUUUUGUUGUUAAAUUUUCUGAUUUUGUUAUACUGAACUUGAUUUCUACGUGCU